This is a messenger RNA of Mucor mucedo, 1504 nucleotides long. RefSeq lists its product as uncharacterized. Lineage: Eukaryota; Fungi; Mucoromycota; Mucoromycetes; Mucorales; Mucoraceae. Bases 31 to 1320 code for a protein of 429 amino acids. The record is from RefSeq and is a predicted model, not a curated record. The transcript has 3 exons.
UUUUUUUUUUUUUUAGUUGAAAAAAAAAAAAUGGGUAAACCACAAAUUUCGAUCAGACUUAAGGAAAACGAAAGCUGUUAUCAGGAGGAUGAAAAUAUUCCAGUUUUGAUCCAUUUACGUCUUGGCAAGGAAUGGAAAAACCCUUCUCUUACCAUCCGCUUUAAAGGAUGUGCUAGCUCUUACAAGAACAGUAUCAAGCAACACAUGGAGACGAUUUUCGAAUAUGAGCAACCAAUCCCUAUUGAGAUUUACAAUAAGCAUCCUUAUAAUACAACACACAAGAUUGAUCAUUCUGUAAUGAUUCCUCCGGAUAUCAAAAUCCCUAAUUCCAAAGACUUGAAUGGUGGUUGUGGUGGGAAAAUUGAAUAUACAAUCGAAGUACAUCUAGAAUCAGAGGGAAUUUUCAAAAACGUUGCACUUGCAAAUCAAACUAUAACAGUUGCUCUUGCUGCUAAAUUAGAUAUUACCGAGAAUAAACUAGAAGAACAAAAGGAGUCGACUAGAUGCUGGCCACAGGAACAAGGAGCAGAUACUUGCACACUUACAGCUUGUAUUCCUCAUGGGGGAUGGUUACGUGGUACAUUAAUUGGAGUUCAGAUCUACUUCAGGCAGCCUGAAAUCUAUCAACCUGUUAAAGCUGUUAAGGUUGAGUUCAUUUGUCAAGAAUUUAUUGCUUUAGCUAAAGACAGCAUACCUGAUACAACUUACCAGUUGAACGAUGAGAUUAUCCAAACUACUAAAAAAGAUGUGGUAAUGCAGUCUAUAUUCGGUCAAAUGAAAGCCUUUUAUCAAGACGUUGAGAUUCCCAUCCCACUUUAUUUGACACCAACAAUAAGCAAAUCUAUUGCCAAGGUAAUGAGAUUAGAUUACAAAAUUCGUGUUACCAUUGAGCUUCCAGGUAAGCAAAAGGCUCUCUCUGUGGAUUUGCCUUUUGUGAUCGGUACAGAAAAACCCGACAAAAACAACUUUAUGAGGCAGGAGGUACAUUUUGGUGACAAUCAGUCUCGUCAAUUUGGUAAUCAUAUAGAAGUACUCAACACGACUAAUCAACAAGAAAGUACAGGUGAAUAUCUUACAGAUAGAUAUCGCCCAACCCCAUUUCAAUACCCUCCGAUUCAAGCCGUAGUUCCUUCACAUCCGUUCGGAUACCCUUCAAACCCAAUUAUAAAUUUUCCAGCUCUUUUCCCUCCCCGGAAUGCGUCCAACAACACAUAUCUAUCAAUGGUCAGCAGUACAGUUUAUAUGGCACCGUAUAAUCCUAGUGCCGAAUCAUCAAACCAAACCCGAUCAAAUUCCAAUCCCAUUUUUCAAUACUUAUAGUCAAUUUUACAGGUACAAGCUUAAACCACUCAUGUAGCACAAACUAGAAGGUACAAAGAGUAUUGUCAUAUACAAUCCCGCAAUAGGGUGUAAUUUGUGGAUGAAUACUUUGAUAUUAAGUUACUUAGAUGUAGUUUUUGUAAUAAAAUGGAAUCAAUUGGCCGGAAUAUUUUAUGCUUUCUUU